CUCCUUCCUGCCAGCCUCGACUUCCAAAAACAGAUGAGAGGACGAAAAGAAGAAGAAAAAAACACAGAAAACCAAGAAAAAGUAACACCAGAAACGGGCUCCUUUGUCUUCUUCCAAAGGGCCCCUCUCUCUCUCUCUCUCUCUCUCUCCCUCUCUCUCUCUCUCCCUCUCUCUCUCAUGAAAUGAAUUGAAGGGAGGGAAAAGCUGAAGAGGUUGGUAUUGGUGCAAAACACAGGCAACUUAUGACAUUGCAAAAAGAGGGAGUUGGUGCCUCUUUGCUGUUAAUUCUUUUGGGAACUGUCAAGAAGGCUUGUGGGCGGUGAUAGAGGAGGAGGAGGAGGGCACUUGAGAUUUUCAAAUGUUUAUGAAAGGGAUGUUCGAAGGCAGGCAAACACACAGCGUGGUGUUGGAACCCACCAGCAGUACUUCACCAGAAGAGAAGCAGUUGUGCAAGAGCAUUAGCUCCAGAACAUUCAAAGAGCGAGGUGCGGAGAAUCCGGUAGGAUGGCCGCUUGGACUAUCUGCUGAGAACGGCACAAAAUCAAAACCCAACAAAGAUGCAGGUGGAAAGGACAAACCACCUUCAGACCUGGAUCAGAUUAAGGAAAGGUUUGCUAAAUUGCUCUUGGGAGAAGACAUGUCUGGUGGUGGGAAGGGGGUUUCCUCUGCAUUAGCCCUGUCCAAUGCAAUCACUAAUUUGGCAGCUUCUGUAUUUGGUGAACAAUGGCGGUUGGAGCCCAUGUCAGCGGAGAGAAAAGCAAGGUGGAGAAAAGAAGUCGAUUGGCUUUUGUCUGUGACUGAUCACGUUGUGGAAUUUGUUCCUUCACAGCAGAAAGCGAAAGAUGGAUCCUGCAUGGAGAUAAUGAUAACACGCCAGCGGAAGGAUCUGCACGUAAACAUUCCAGCUCUUCGGAAGCUCGAUGCCAUGCUAAUCGAAUACCUCGACAAUUUUAAAGAUCAGAAUGAGUUCUGGUAUGUUAAAAGGGAUGAAGAUGAUGACAAAGGGGAUGGAGAACAGAGACACGGGGACAAAUGGUGGCUUCCCAGACCAAAGGUCCCUCCAGAGGGACUCUCUGAUAUGUCCAGAAAAUGGCUUCAAUAUCAGAAGGAAUCUGUUCAACAAGUGUUGAAGGCAGCAAUGGCAAUCAACGCGCAAGUUCUGUCAGAGAUGGAGAUACCUGAAGCCUACAUUGAAGCCCUUCCAAAGAAUGGACGAGCAAGCUUGGGAGAUUCAAUCUACAGAAGCAUCACGCUGGAUUGCUUCGACCCCGAAGAGUUUCUUUCUACGAUCGAUCUUUCAACAGAGCACAAGAUUUUGGACUUAAAGAACAGGAUUGAAGCGUCGGUUGUGAUUUGGCAAAGAAAGAUGCAUAACAAGGAUGUCAAGUCAACAUGGGGUUCUGCUGUGAGCCUAGAAAAGAGGGAGCAAUUUGAGGACAGAGCGGAGACCAUCUUGCUUCUUAUUAAGCAGAGAUUUCCUGGGAUUCCUCAAUCCGCUCUAGAUAUCAGCAAGAUACAAUACAACAGGGACGUUGGUCAAUCUGUAAUAGAAAGCUACUCCCGAGUACUGGAGAGCUUGGCAUUCACAGUCAUGUCCCGAAUCGAUGACGUUCUCUAUGCAGAUUCCCUCACACAGAGCCCUUCAAAACACCACCGUAAAGCUUCUUCUGGUGCUGAACCUAUAAAAUUAACUACAGGGGAAGAAGCAGAAAAGAACUUCAUGGAAAGUGGCCCAAAUUCUAUGACACUGUCCGACUUCAUGGGCUGGAAUUUGGAUCAAGAAACAGAUGUAAAUGAUAAAACAGGGCAAACCGAAGGUGCCAAGUGCGUAGAUGACGGCAAACUAUUCUCAAAGCCUGUCAACCUUAUAACGAACAUGAGGUUCAUCGAGAAACUUGAGAACUUUGGUGGCCUCAGAAGUCCAUCAUCACGACACUGAAAUCUUCACAUAGAGAAAACGUAUAGAAAACAGCACAAAGUGGAGCUUGUCAUAGUCACAGAAGAUUCACGACCACCUGCCAUUUCUGCAGCUUGCAGCUGAAGAACCGGCCACGAACAAGCUGUAGUUACGAGGUGCCCGUAGCCGAACAGGCAGAUAAACCUUGUAGAAAUAAGAGGUUCGGUGAGCAAUUUUGCAACAGACCAAUAUUUUUUUCUGUUGUACAAAUUGGGGGAAGAGUCUUCUGAUGUAUCUUUCUUUAUUUUUCAUGUAUCGAGUGAACACUGGUUGCCGGGAAUCUAGGUAACCAAAUGAAAUGUAUCCUUACAACUAAGGAACUGUACCACUAAGAAAAGUGUAAGCAGCUGAUUUCAGAGUUCUGUCAAGCUCUGUACUGACUAUGGCGGGCUAUAAAUGACAGGCAAUGGAUAUUACAGUGUCUCAGAAGGCAAACGAAAACUACCAAGAAGUGAUGGUU
Nymphaea colorata (pocket water lily) is the source of this 2417-nucleotide messenger RNA. RefSeq names its product rho guanine nucleotide exchange factor 8-like. The transcript is spliced from 7 exons. Gene Ontology annotation, molecular function: guanyl-nucleotide exchange factor activity. The record is from RefSeq and is a predicted model, not a curated record. Lineage: Eukaryota; Viridiplantae; Streptophyta; Magnoliopsida; Nymphaeales; Nymphaeaceae. The coding region runs from base 359 to 1939 and encodes 526 amino acids.